CGAUAUAUCUGAGAGAUCGAGAGAAAGUGCAGUGCAGUGACGUGGUUAAGAUGGUUGACGUGCGGGAGGAUUGAAAUGAAUGAAUGGCUUCGCUGUGGCUUCCCAUUCUUUACUGCAUUUUGUACAUCUGUACCGUGUUGGUCAACAAGUAUGUGCUGUGGGUCCUUGGAUUUACCUAUCCAACCCUCUUUCAAGGUUGGCAAACCCUUGUUGGGUUUCUGGUGCUUCGAUUUGUUGCUUCCCUUGGUCACAUUGAGCUUAGCAGCAACAUCAGUUCAUCUGCAUACUUUCAAUGGCUUCCUGCAAUGGUUCUGUUUGUGUGUGGGAUCUAUUCAGGAUCAAGGGCACUUGCAAGAUUGCCAAUACCUAUCUUUCUUUGUCUUCAAGGACAAGUGGAGGUGAUAACAUCAAUAGUAGCUGCCUUAAUUCAUAAACAGAAUCCCAAGCCACAGGUAGCUUGUAGUUGGCUAAUUAUGACUGCUUCUGGUAUUACAAUAUGGCUGACAGAUCCACAGUAUGACCAGAAUGGCUACAAGUGGAUGUUUCUACAUGUCAUUGUUUCAAGUCAAAGUGCAAUAUAUAUGAAAUGGCAGAAAACAUUUCUUAUGAAUGAUGUAGACAGACUUCAUUGUAUUUAUGCCUUCAGUGUCUGUGUCUUUGCUCCAGGCAGCUUUAUAUUAGGUGAUCUUAUGUCUUCAUCCAAUUUUCGCUUCUGGUAUAUGCAUCACUUCUAUGUAGGCUGCUUGAUGAGUGGUAUCUUAGGAGUAACCUUAGCUUUAUGUCAUCUGUACAUGAAGCAUGUAUUUCCAGACUUUGUUCUCUCUCUCACCAUCUCUGCAUCCAAGAUCUUGUGUGUGGUUAUUUCUACUCUCAUCUACCUCACAGUUUUCAAUACUCAUUUUUUCCUAAGCAUAUUCUUUUGCCUUGCUGGUCAGCUUAUCCACUCCAUUGCAAAGCAUGAUGGGAGUGUCGACAGGUUAUCCAGUAAUAUUGACGAUGAUGAUCUGAUGGGGCCUAAACUGGAAAAGGAGCAAGCAUAGUCUAUGUUUGGUCAUUGUCACACGCACAACUUGCCUUAAAGUCAGUAGCUAUUCUAGUACCUUGGAUGAAGCCAGUAGUUUGCCAUGUUUAGUAGUAAGAUGUUCUUUAUUGCAGCUGUCUUCAUUUUGUGUAGUUGUCAUUUGAGUUCCAUCCUUAAGGAUUUGUUUAAGCUGGAUUAAAAAGUACACAUGAGAUGUGGACAUUUUUCCUUGUGUUUCAGUCAAAUUGGGACAUUUUUCAUAUUAGCGGAUUAACAGGGUGUUGCAAAAAACAUGCAAUUGAUUGUGAGCCAAUUGUAGGGCCCAAAAUCAAUUGAAAGUCAUGUACUUCAUUGUAAAUUUGCGAUUGAUUGAUGGUUCUUCUCUUGCAUCAAGAAAUAUAAAUCGAUUUGCUGUACUUAAUAUUCAUUUAUCACUUGUAAAUUUGCAUCUAAAAUUUUCAAUUGAUUGCCAUUAUUUUCUUACAACACGACCUAAAUGCAAAAUUAGUUUAAUAAAAUGCUUCAUAAAGUCAAUUUUAUAAUAGUGUUACACUAACUCUGAUAUAUUGUUAAAAUGACACCUGGCUCUUCUUCAUAUCAUUGUUACAUGUAUUCAUGAAGUCAUGUAUUUCUUUUCCCACUGCUUUAUAAAAGAAUUCUCAAUACCCUGUAUCUGCUUUUAGUAAGAAAUUAUCAUAAAUAAUCAAAAGAACAAAUAUUUGCAUUUGAUUGACUUAGAUUUAUCAUCUUUUAACUCAUAAUGUCAAUAAGCAUCGUAAUGAAAAUAAUUAAGUUUGAAAAUGCACAUUGGCAAUUUUUUGUUGAGAUUUUAAAUUCCAAUGCAUGUUAUAUCCAUAUUUACUUUGUUCAAAGUAUGGAAAUGCAUAUAGGAUGUUGCCAAUUUGGGGAUCAAUGGCAGAUUGAACUCGACCUAAUGAGAGAUUUGUAUCUGUAUGGGUUAAAAAAAUAUGAGAAUUAUUGAUAAAAGCAUUUGUGAAACAAGGACCUUGCAUUUAUAAGAGUUCUUAUUUUGGAUUAUAGGGUAGUUGGUCUUAAAAAAUUAAAAAGAUCUUGAGAGUAGCUUUGAAUAAGUUUACACCAGUUCCUCUUGACUGCUAGAUUUGUUUUAUCAUGUCAUAUUAAAACAAUUAUCCUCUUCCCUUUAUUUCAUUUUUAUCAAUUUAAGAAACUUAAAGGUUGAUGCCUGGGCCUUGAUCAUCAGUGCGAAUCUAUUGCAUAUAGUUGUAUAAUUCUUAUAUGAACUCUCUAGUCUAUGGUUAAGCAUUGCUAUACAUGCAUAUUGGCAAAAAGAAACUGCAUUUAUCACAUAAGAUAAUUUAUAAGAUGGCAAUGUAAUAUACUCUAUGUUUUUUUGAACAUCGUAGUAUAGGGUUGAGUAAUAUAUGUACAUUUAGUAAUUAUGUAUAAUACUGUACAUAGCAAUAUGGAUGGACAUUGUUCUAUACUUAUCUCAAAUAUUUUUUAUACAGAGAAUUGCAUUUAUUUAUAGAGAUGUACAUGUACUGUAUAAGCUGGGAUGCUGGACGCCGUUUCUGACAAAAUAAUCAGUUUUAAAUGUAGAAAAUUACAAAUUUUUUGCACUGCCUGUUAUAUUUGUCAGAUGUAUAUCAGUUUUUAUUUUUCAAGUUUGACUUAUUCAUUGCUUUUGCUACCAGUUUAUUGCAACUUAUUAUUUAGGGAAAAAUUAUUUUUCUUUGAGAAAUGUAUAUUUUUUAAAACUAUUCAUUGAUUUUUAUUCUUUAUUUUAAAUUUAUUUGUAGGAAGUUUUGGAGAGCUAACACUAUAAAUGAAUGAAUGAAUCUUUAUUUUGUUUCAAUUCCGAUAUUAAACAACAUCAACAGUAAGUCAUUGCAAUACAAUGGAACAUUAGCAACACCCAUGAGACAAGAUGGAAAUGAAAUGUGACCUACUAAGAAGCUUAGCUUGUGGGCCAUAGGCCACCAGAAUGAUAUACUAGUAAUCUUACAUUAUCAAUGUUUGGGGUUUGAAUCCCACCUUGACACUCGCAUCAUUCGGCAGGGCGUUUAUCUACAUUUGUCACUCUCCACCAGGUAUAGUAAAUGGGUACCCGGUAGGAGGAAAUUCCAUGAAUGCCCGAGCGUCCAAUCAGGGUAGCCUUGCUAAAGCCGGGGUAAUAGUAUGCAGUGCUUCAAAAUAUUGUUUUAAGCACCAUAUAAAAUGUUACCUAUUAAUAUAAUAAUCUUACAACAAAAUCAAACAUCCUCUUUGUAAGAUUCACAAUGAUUAUUUUUAAUGCACCAGAAAUUUGAUAUUGUACUGUGCAAAUAGAAAGGGGAAGAACAUAUUGUAGGGCAGUUUAUUUUUGUUUCUCUAUUUGAAUUAUUUAUUACAUUUAUAUAUUUAUUGUUAAUUUUCAACAUGCUAUGUAAGUGCAUGUUUUGAAUGCAUUUAAAUUUUUGCUAUUCCAUACAUGAAAUGAUAAUUAAUUGAUCAUGGUGAUACCUUGUUCAUUCCAUGUUGCAAUUCAAAUAGAAGGAAGAUGAUGUGAUAUUUGGCAUAUGUACAUGUAGAUACUAGUCACUCAUAUUUGAGCUUUAAUAAUGUCACAUUUUCAUGAAGAUGAUUUGGCAUCAUUCAGUGGUUUACCUGCUGAAAUUCUCAGAAAUACUGCAAGGCUAAAGCCUGUUUAAAACUUUGGAAAAGGUACAAUUAUGUGAAUUAUACUCGGGUAUCAUAGCAUACAAAUCUUACGCGAGAGUAGUAGCCAAUGAAUCCCAAUUAUAACCAUCAAUUCUUUUUGAAAAUUUGAAAGUUUAUAUUUUAGAUGUAUAGGGCAUUCUCUCUGCAAUGUUUUUAUUUUUCUUAAAAAAUG
This is a messenger RNA of Lytechinus variegatus (green sea urchin), 3875 nucleotides long. It is a transcript of the gene tmem241, whose product is annotated as transmembrane protein 241-like. Gene Ontology annotation, molecular function: antiporter activity. Lineage: Eukaryota; Metazoa; Echinodermata; Echinoidea; Temnopleuroida; Toxopneustidae. The transcript has 10 exons. The record is from RefSeq and is a predicted model, not a curated record. The coding region runs from base 84 to 1040 and encodes 318 amino acids. Gene Ontology annotation, cellular component: Golgi apparatus.